This is a messenger RNA of Pteropus alecto (black flying fox), 2830 nucleotides long. It is a transcript of the gene KCNA5, whose product is annotated as potassium voltage-gated channel subfamily A member 5. Gene Ontology annotation, cellular component: voltage-gated potassium channel complex; membrane. The coding region runs from base 225 to 2024 and encodes 599 amino acids. The transcript has a single exon. The record is from RefSeq and is a predicted model, not a curated record. Gene Ontology annotation, molecular function: delayed rectifier potassium channel activity; protein binding. Gene Ontology annotation, biological process: protein homooligomerization; potassium ion transmembrane transport. Lineage: Eukaryota; Metazoa; Chordata; Mammalia; Chiroptera; Pteropodidae.
CUGCUUGGUAACGGGCUGCCAGAACAGAGAGAAAGGCAGAGAGCAGGGCAGCGGUUUCUUGACGUCAGGACCAAGCGAGGGGAUCGCACCGGCAACCCCGGCCCGCCUCACUGUUCGCUUGGCCGACGGCGCGAGAGCAGCCCCAUGCGGGGCACCCACGGAGUGUGAGGAGGGGGCUCGGGAGCGGGUCGACAGGGGCGCAGCAUGCCCCCGGCUCCGGGGCCAUGGAGAUCGCCCUGGUGUCCCUGGAGAACGGCGGGGCCAUGACCGUCAAAGGAGGAGGUGAGGCCCGGGCAGGCUGUGGCCAGGCCACGGGAGGAGAGCUCCAGUGUCCCCCGACGGUUGCGCUCCGCGAUGGACCCAAAGAGCCAGCGCCGAGGGGUUGCAGAGUGCAGAGGAGCGCAGACCCGGGAAGGCGGCCUUUGCCUUCUCUGCCCCCGUCCAGACAGCUGCCUCCGGUGGACGAGGAGGGAGAAGGCGACCCCACGCUGGGCAUGGAGGAGGACCAGGCGCCGAGCGCCGGGGCCCUUCACCACCAGCGCAUCUUCAUCAACAUCUCUGGGCUGCGCUUUGAGACGCAGCUGGGCACCCUGGCGCAGUUCCCCAACACCCUCCUGGGGGACCCGGCCAAGCGCCUGCGCUACUUCGACCCCCUGAGGAACGAGUACUUCUUCGAUCGCAACCGGCCCAGCUUCGAUGGCAUCCUCUACUACUACCAGUCCGGGGGCCGGCUGCGGAGGCCGGUCAACGUCUCCCUGGACGUGUUCGCAGAUGAGAUUCGCUUCUACCAGCUGGGGGACGAGGCCAUGGCGCGCUUUCGGGAGGACGAGGGCUUCAUUAAAGAAGAGGAGAAGCCCCUGCCCCGCAAUGAGUUCCAGCGCCAGGUGUGGCUUAUCUUUGAAUACCCGGAGAGCUCGGGGUCUGCACGGGCCAUCGCCAUCGUCUCGGUCUUGGUCAUCCUCAUCUCUAUCAUCACCUUCUGCUUGGAGACCUUGCCUGAGUUCAGGGAUGAGCGCGAGCUGCUCCGCCACCCCCCGGUGCCCCACCAGCCUGCUGGGCCGGCCCGGGGAGCCAACGGCAGCAGAGCCCGGGUGCCUCCCUCAGGCCCAACGGUGGCGCCGCUCCUGCCUCGGACCCUGGCGGACCCCUUCUUCAUCGUGGAGACCACGUGUGUCAUCUGGUUCACCUUCGAGCUGCUUGUGCGCUUCUUUGCCUGCCCCAGCAAGGCAGAGUUCUCGCGCAACAUUAUGAAUAUCAUCGACGUGGUGGCCAUCUUCCCCUACUUCAUCACCCUGGGCACCGAGCUGGCAGAGCCACAGCCAGGGGGCGGAGGAGGGGGUGGCCAGAAUGGGCAGCAGGCCAUGUCCUUGGCCAUCCUCAGAGUGAUCCGCCUGGUCCGGGUGUUCCGCAUCUUCAAGCUCUCGCGCCACUCGAAGGGGCUGCAGAUCCUGGGCAAGACCCUGCAGGCCUCCAUGCGGGAGCUGGGCCUGCUCAUCUUCUUCCUCUUCAUCGGAGUCAUCCUCUUUUCCAGUGCCGUCUACUUCGCGGAGGCUGACAACCAGGAGACCCACUUCUCCAGUAUCCCAGAUGCUUUCUGGUGGGCAGUAGUCACCAUGACCACGGUGGGCUAUGGGGACAUGAGGCCCGUCACAGUAGGGGGCAAGAUCGUGGGCUCACUGUGUGCCAUUGCUGGGGUCCUCACCAUCGCCCUGCCGGUGCCUGUCAUCGUCUCCAACUUCAACUACUUCUACCACCGGGAGACGGACCACGAGGAACAGGCAGCCCUUAAGGAAGAGCAGGGCAGCCAGAACCAGGGCACAGGAACGGACAGCAGAGGCCAGCGGAAGGCCAGCUGGAACAAGGGGUCCUUCUGCAAAGCUGCGGGGUCCCUGGAUAAUGCAGAGGGAGCCCGAAGGGGCAGCUGUCCCCUAGAGAAGUGUAACCUCAAGGCCAAGAGCAAUGUGGACUUGAGGAGGUCCCUGUAUGCCCUCUGCCUGGACGCUAGCCGAGAAACAGAUUUGUAAGGACUGAUGACAGUGGAGUGGGGACAGCAGAAGCCUCCUAAACCUGGGUGUCUACUUUAUACCACAGAGUAUUUCAGACCCACCUGUAACCUAAGUCUGUCCCUCUUCCUUUCACUCCUUCCCUCCCUCCUUCUCUCUCUGGAUCCCCCCAUUUCCCUCUUCUUUCCAUGACACCAAGAGUCGCCUAUUUUUAAAAAGUACCACAUUCCAUGACGCAGGAGCUGUUGAAAUGGUGAGCACUAUGAGAUGGAUGUAUUUGUAGCCAGUUUCCUAUACUCAGCUGAGGAAUAACUCAAACAAAAAUGACUUUAAAUAGCCCAGAUCCCAAGAGAUUUUUGUAACCCCCCCCCCAAACAUCCAUGUGUUCCAAAUUUGCUUAACAUAUGAUUAUAUUUGUGUGUGUGGGGGAGGGGGGUAUGAUUUUUAUGGCUGGUGAGUGGAUUUUUGUACUAUAGUUCAGAUGGAGAUAUUUUGGAUAUAUUUUUAAGACAUAUGUCAUAUUUAUGGAAGAGAGAGUUACUGUGAUGUUUUUCUGUGAUACUUAUAUUAGAGGCAGAGACUCUGGUUAUGGCCGUUCUGGUUCCUGUGUCUGCAAACCUCUCUCUUUUCUGGGAUGUGGUAAUGGUGCUUUGUGUCUAGGGCAGGGAAUGUUCUGGAAGAAAGGCAAGUCUGACUUUUUCUGUGCGCCUUAAACAAUUCUUGUAACUUUCUUCAAAAGGCAUUUUAAUGAUGCUGGAGGAAGACUUCUGAUAAUUCAUGCUCUUUAUUUUUAUCCCAGGAAAUAAAAUGUUACUUGGUUGAGGCAA